ACCUGUUUCCGCUCAUUAGCGCCCUCCAGUGUCCGCUACGGAUAUCAAGCAACUGCCACUGUUCAACAUCAGCGUGAAGAUGGCGGAGGGUGAAUUGAACGUGGAUAGUCUCAUCUCUCGGCUUCUGGAGGUGCGGGGAUGUCGUCCGGGAAAGAUAGUCCAGAUGACUGAGGCAGAGGUCCGUGGCCUUUGCAUCAAGUCCAGGGAGAUCUUCCUCAGUCAGCCAAUCCUGCUGGAGCUUGAGGCACCUUUGAAGAUUUGUGGUGACAUCCAUGGGCAAUACACUGAUCUCCUGAGGCUGUUUGAGUAUGGUGGCUUCCCUCCCGAAGCAAACUAUCUCUUCCUGGGUGAUUAUGUGGACAGAGGAAAGCAGUCCCUGGAAACCAUCUGUCUGUUGCUGGCUUACAAGAUCAAAUAUCCAGAGAACUUUUUCCUGCUCCGAGGAAAUCAUGAGUGUGCUUCCAUCAAUCGUAUCUAUGGCUUCUAUGACGAAUGCAAGCGCAGGUUCAACAUUAAGUUGUGGAAGACCUUCACAGACUGCUUUAACUGCCUCCCCAUUGCUGCUAUAAUUGAUGAGAAGAUCUUCUGCUGCCACGGAGGGCUUUCACCUGAUUUGCAGUCAAUGGAGCAGAUUCGCAGGAUCAUGAGGCCGACAGACGUACCAGAUACAGGCCUUCUGUGCGACUUGCUGUGGUCGGAUCCGGAUAAGGAUGUGCAAGGUUGGGGAGAGAAUGAUCGUGGAGUCUCCUUCACCUUUGGGGCUGAUGUGGUCAGUAAGUUCCUAAACCGCCAUGACCUGGACCUCAUCUGCAGAGCCCACCAGGUUGUGGAGGAUGGAUACGAGUUCUUUGCCAAACGCCAACUGGUCACACUUUUCUCUGCUCCAAACUACUGCGGGGAGUUUGAUAACGCAGGCGGCAUGAUGAGUGUGGAUGAGUCGCUCAUGUGCUCCUUCCAGAUCCUGAAGCCCUCAGAGAAGAAGGCCAAGUACCAGUACGGCGGCGUAAAUUCUGGUCGGCCUGUGACCCCACCCCGCACCACCCAAGCUCCCAAAAAGAGGUGAACACCCAACUGUGGCUUGUCCCCCACUCCUUGUCAUUUUGUCCAUUCCAGAUCUGCCUUUAAGGUGACCCCACAACACCCCUUGAAGAGAGAAGAUACGGGGGUUGUCUGAUUGUCCAAAUCCUUCACUCCUCCUCCACUCAGCCAGCCUCUCGUCAACACCACUGACAGCUCUUUUCUUAAUGUGUACGUGUAUAUAAAUUUGCUGUGACUUAUCAGUUGGGUUGUUUUGCCUUCAAGUUUGAAUUUUGUUUUGUUUUUGAAAAUAUUAAAAAAAAAUUAACCUUAUUGGUGGUUUUAAUUCCAAUACUGCUUGAAGUUUUCUGAGGUUCUCUGUUGUGUUAGGGAAUGCUUUCUUUGUAUGUCAAAGAACAAUGUGACCAAGCUGCAAAAUUGUUUUUUUCUUUUCUUUUUUUUUUUGUCUUCAUAAAAACAAAAUGAAGGUUUAACAAUAUUUUACGUUGACCUUAAAAACAGUAAAACAAACAAAAAAAAUCCUCUUGUGUGUUUAACGGACUGCUGUUCCACUGCAGGACCAAAACAAAAGUCUUAUUUCAACUUAUCACAGCAUGUAUAGUACUCUUAGUGGUUCUUGUGCACACUUACUUUUUUUUUUAACCAUUAAUAAAGAGCACCUUCAUAUUUGUAGAACAGACCAGUUUGAAUGAACAAAUUUGGCCCUUCAGAUCUUUUACAUUAUCCACGCAAACAAAAUGUAUUCUCGGCGUCGGUUUGUCCAUUCUGUUUCGUCUCCCUGUGCUUCGACUUUACUCCUACAUAAAAAACAUGCUGCUUUCUUGCUCUUAUUGACAGUUUUUCUCAUUUUUUUACCCCCCUCCCUUCUAUAAUUUGAAUUUUGUCUUGUGAGCGAGCGAUUGAUUUGAUUGAGUUAUGAAUGUCAUGGGGGUUGGCACAUCGUUUUCAAGGUAAUGAUGAAUCAAACAUUAAAAAAAACGACAUUGCAAGCUUCAGAAACCACCCAUAAUAUUGGAACUGCUUGUUCUAAGUUUGCUUAACACUAGCUUUCCUCUCCUCACCCAUUCAGUCGAGGUACAAGGUGUGAAAAUUAGCAGAGCUCAGUGUGGGUGGGUAGUUUUAGCUUUGCUGUGUGAUUGUGUUGCCACCUGGUGUAUAAAUAUGGCACUGCGGUGCACAAACUGUGUACGCCUCAUGUAAAACAGUAAGCAUCCAAAUGUACGGGAGAGGGUUUUUCAUGACAUUUCUAGUGUUGCUUACCAUUCGGCACUACCACAGUCACACUGUCCAGCUCGCAGGUUGGUUGGUGUCCAUCUUUAGUUUCUACUGUUCACAAGAUGCUUUUGUAAUUUCAAACAGAAAAGUUGCUUCUUUUUUCAUUCUAUUAGUUUGGUAUUUUAUUUUGUUGUUCUAUUUUUGUUUUCAUAAGAAUUUUGGAUUACUUUCAGUUUGCCUAACUUAUUUCCUUGGUGUUACCAAAAGCUGUUUUACAGUUUGUAAAAGGUUAUUUCAAAGUGAAUACAUUCAAUAAAAUGGAUGAAAGGAAAA
Xiphophorus hellerii (green swordtail) is the source of this 2586-nucleotide messenger RNA. Its product is annotated as serine/threonine-protein phosphatase PP1-beta catalytic subunit-like. The transcript has 8 exons. Gene Ontology annotation, molecular function: protein serine/threonine phosphatase activity. The record is from RefSeq and is a predicted model, not a curated record. Lineage: Eukaryota; Metazoa; Chordata; Actinopteri; Cyprinodontiformes; Poeciliidae. The coding region runs from base 80 to 1063 and encodes 327 amino acids. Gene Ontology annotation, cellular component: cytoplasm; nucleus.